AACAACUCCCACAUACAUGCAGCAGGAGAGGAUAUGCUCGAACAAUGGAUGACAUGAGUAGGGAAAGCUCAAAACCUGUAACAAGAGUUCAAGCUUUCUUAAAGACACACACAAAGAAGAAUGGUGAACCUGUGAAUGCACAAGCUGCUGAAGUUAUUGAGAAGCUACAAGUUCUUGCAAAUGAAAAACCAGAUUCAUGCACAACACAGAAUACUGUACAAGAUGCUCUCACUAUCAUAUUUGGUCCUGACAAGAAUGGUAGAUCAUUAGCUAAUGGGAGGGGAGUAACUAAUACAAAGUUAGCUAUUCUAAGAGCAAGAGAUGACCAUAUUUCACAAUUGGAAUCAAGUCAAUGUGAGAUGAAGAAUAAAAUGUCUGAGAUGAUGAAUCUUAUUAAUACUAUUGCAAAAAGUGUAAACAUUCAGGGGUUUACUCAACCAAGUGAAGCGGAGUCACACAUGCCUUCUCCUAUGAGUGUUAAUAAUCUGAAGUUCACUCCUGAAAACAAUGCUUGCAAUUUACUUGAUUGGAAUGGAAGUGGAGAAAUUGUUGCAGAAGGUCGAUGGUCUUCUAGUGAUCCUUUAUGUGAGGUGCAUCAUCUUCGUCUUGGGCCUAAUGCAAUGAGAGUUUGGGUUGAUGUUGCUAAGAAACCUACUGCAUAUUUAUGGAGACCAACAUCACAUAUGAGUACAAUUGAAGAAGCGGUUGGUUGCACUGUUGCUUGGCCUUCUAAUAAAGUUACAAUGAGGUAAAAUUUCAUGCAACUUAAAAAUGAUUUAUAAAUAGUACAACAAAUCAGCUGUAGUAACUAAUUAUAUCAUCAAAAUAUAUAGGAAAUGAACAUAAUGGAUGAA
Messenger RNA from Humulus lupulus (European hop), 854 nucleotides. RefSeq lists its product as uncharacterized. The record is from RefSeq and is a predicted model, not a curated record. The transcript is spliced from 5 exons. The coding region runs from base 45 to 752 and encodes 235 amino acids. Lineage: Eukaryota; Viridiplantae; Streptophyta; Magnoliopsida; Rosales; Cannabaceae.